This is a messenger RNA of Phacochoerus africanus (Common warthog), 396 nucleotides long. RefSeq names its product 28S ribosomal protein S21, mitochondrial-like. Gene Ontology annotation, molecular function: structural constituent of ribosome. Gene Ontology annotation, cellular component: ribosome. The transcript has a single exon. Lineage: Eukaryota; Metazoa; Chordata; Mammalia; Artiodactyla; Suidae. Gene Ontology annotation, biological process: translation. The coding region runs from base 20 to 283 and encodes 87 amino acids. The record is from RefSeq and is a predicted model, not a curated record.
AUGACUUAAAUCCAAGGUCAUGGCAAAUCAUCUGAAGUUCAUUGCCAGGUCUGUGAUGGUACAGGAAGGGAACGUGGAAGGAGCAUACAAGACCCUAAACAGAAUCCUCACCAUGGAUGGGCUGAUUGAGGACAUGAAGCAGCAGCAGUACUAUGAGAAGCCUUGCCGUCAGCGACAGAGGGAAAGCUAUGAAACCUGCCGGAGAAUCUACAACAUGGAAUUGGCUCGCAAGAUCAAUUUCUUGAUGCGAAAGAAUCGGGCAGAUCCAUGGCAGGGCUGCUGAGGCCUGUGACUAGGAGGCCCAGUAUAAAAACCCUUAUUCAUUUGUCUCCACCUCUUUUCUUUCUACAACCCCAUUUUUUCUCACCUUUAUUACAUUAAACCCGAUCAUGUAUA